Molecule: messenger RNA, 8681 nt
Organism: Salvelinus fontinalis (brook trout)
Lineage: Eukaryota; Metazoa; Chordata; Actinopteri; Salmoniformes; Salmonidae
Exons: 2
Coding region: 664-4698 (1344 amino acids)
Source: RefSeq, a predicted model, not a curated record
UCUGUGUUUGCAGAGGAAGGUACUGUGUGUUCAGUAUGUCAGUCUGUGUUUGCAGAGGAAGGUACUGUGUGUUCAGUAUGUCAGUCUGUGUUUGCAGAGGAAGGUACUGUGUUCAGUAUGUCAGUCUGUGUUUGCAGAGGAAGGUACUGUGUGUUCAGUAUGUCAGUCUGUGUUUGCAGAGGAAGGUGCUGUGUGUUCAGUCUGUGUUUGCAGAGGAAGGUACUGUGUGUUCAGUCUGUGUUUGCAGAGGAAGGUACUGUGUUCAGUAUGUCAGUCUGUGUUUGCAGAGGAAGGUACUGUGUGUUCAGUAUGUCAGUCUGUGUUUGCAGAGGAAGGUACUGUGUGUUCAGUAUGUCAGUCUGUGUUUGCAGAGGAAGGUACUGUGUGUUCAGUCUGUCAGUCUGUGUUUGCAGAGGAAGGUACUGUGUUCAGUAUGUCAGUCUGUGUUUGCAGAGGAAGGUACUGUGUGUUCAGUCUGUGUUUGCAGAGGAAGGUACUGUGUGUUCAGUCUGUGUUUGCAGAGGAAGGUACUGUGUGUUCAGUCUGUCAGUCUGUGAUUGCAGAGGAAGGUACUGUGUUCAGUAUGUCAGUCUGUGAUUGCAGAGGAAGGUACUGUGUUCAGUAUGUCAGUCUGUAUUUGCAGAGGAAGGUACUGUGUUCAGUAUGUCAGUCUGUGUUUGCAGAGGAAGGUACUGUGUGUUCAGUCUGUGUUUGCAGAGGAAGGUGCUGUGUGUUCAGUAUGUCAGUCUGUGUUUGCAGAGGAAGGUACUGUGUGUUCAGUCUGUAUUUGCAGAGGAAGGUACUGUGUGUUCAGUCUGUCAGUCUGUGUUUGCAGAGGAAGGUACUGUGUGUUCAGUCUGUGUUUGCAGAGGAGGGUACUGUGUUCAGUAUGUCAGUCUGUGUUUGCAGAGGAAGGUACUGUGUGUUCAGUAUGUCAGUCUGUGUUUGCAGAGGAAGGUACUGUGUUCAGUAUGUCAGUCUGUGUUUGCAGAGGAAGGUACUGUGUUCAGUAUGUCAGUCUGUGUUUGCAGAGGAAGGUACUGUGUGUUCAGUAUGUCAGUCUGUGUUUGCAGAGGAAGGUACUGUGUGUUCAGUAUGUGUUUGCAGAGGAAGGUACUGUGUGUUCAGUAUGUCAGUCUGUGUUUGCAGAGGAAGGUACUGUGUUCAGUAUGUCAGUCUGUGUUUGCAGAGGAAGGUACUGUGUGUUCAGUCUGUAUUUGCAGAGGAAGGUACUGUGUUCAGUAUGUCAGUCUGUAUUUGCAGAGGAAGGUACUGUGUGUUCAGUAUGUGUUUGCAGAGGAAUGUGCUGUGUGUUCAGUCUGUCAGUCUGUGUUUGCAGAGGAAGGUACUGUGUGUUCAGUAUGUGUUUGCAGAGGAAUGUGCUGUGUGUUCAGUCUGUCAGUCUGUGUUUGCAGAGGAAGGUACUGUGUGUUCAGUAUGUCAGUCUGUGUUUGCAGAGGAAGGUACUGUGUUCAGUAUGUCAGUCUGUGUUUGCAGAGGAAGGUACUGUGUGUUCAGUAUGUCAGUCUGUGUUUGCAGAGGAAGGUACUGUGUGUUCAGUCUGUGUUUGCAGAGGAAGGUACUGUGUGUUCAGUCUGUGUUUGCAGAGGAAGGUACUGUGUGUUCAGUCUGUCAGUCUGUGUUUGCAGAGGAAGGUACUGUGUGUUCAGUCUGUGUUUGCAGAGGAAGGUACUGUGUGUUCAGUAUGUGUUUGCAGAGGAAGGUACUGUGUUCAGUAUGUCAGUCUGUGUUUGCAGAGGAAGGUACUGUGUGUUCAGUCUGUGUUUGCAGAGGAAGGUACUGUGUGUUCAGUCUGUGUUUGCAGAGGAAGGUACUGUGUUCAGUAUGUCAGUCUGUGUUUGCAGAGGAAGGUACUGUGUUCAGUAUGUCAGUCUGUGUUUGCAGUGGAAGGUACUGUGUUCAGUAUGUCAGUCUGUGAUUGCAGAGGAAGGUACUGUGUGUUCAGUAUGUCAGUCUGUGUUUGCAGAGGAAGGUGCUGUGUGUUCAGUAUGUCAGUCUGUGUUUGCAGAGGAAGGUACUGUGUGUUCAGUAUGUCAGUCUGUGUUUGCAGAGGAAUGUGCUGUGUGUUCAGUAUGUCAGUCUGUGUUUGCAGAGGAAGGUGCUGUGUGUUCAGUAUGUCAGUCUGUGUUUGCAGAGGAAGGUACUGUGUGUUCAGUCUGUGUUUGCAGAGGAAGGUACUGUGUGUUCAGUCUGUGUUUGCAGAGGAAGGUACUGUGUGUUCAGUAUGUGUUUGCAGAGGAAGGUACUGUGUGUUCAGUCUGUGUUUGCAGAGGAAGGUACUGUGUGUUCAGUCUGUCAGUCUGUGUUUGCAGAGGAAGGUACUGUGUGUUCAGUCUGUGUUUGCAGAGGAAGGUACUGUGUGUUCAGUAUGUGUUUGCAGAGGAAGGUACUGUGUGUUCAGUAUGUGUUUGCAGAGGAAGGUACUGUGUUCAGUAUGUCAGUCUGUGUUUGCAGAGGAAGGUACUGUGUGUUCAGUCUGUGUUUGCAGAGGAAGGUGCUGUGUGUUCAGUAUGUCAGUCUGUGUUUGCAGAGGAAGGUACUGUGUGUUCAGUCUGUAUUUGCAGAGGAAGGUACUGUGUGUUCAGUCUGUCAGUCUGUGUUUGCAGAGGAAGGUACUGUGUGUUCAGUCUGUGUUUGCAGAGGAGGGUACUGUGUUCAGUAUGUCAGUCUGUGUUUGCAGAGGAAGGUACUGUGUGUUCAGUAUGUCAGUCUGUGUUUGCAGAGGAAGGUACUGUGUUCAGUAUGUCAGUCUGUGUUUGCAGAGGAAGGUACUGUGUUCAGUAUGUCAGUCUGUGUUUGCAGAGGAAGGUACUGUGUGUUCAGUAUGUCAGUCUGUGUUUGCAGAGGAAGGUACUGUGUGUUCAGUAUGUGUUUGCAGAGGAAGGUACUGUGUGUUCAGUAUGUCAGUCUGUGUUUGCAGAGGAAGGUACUGUGUUCAGUAUGUCAGUCUGUGUUUGCAGAGGAAGGUACUGUGUGUUCAGUCUGUAUUUGCAGAGGAAGGUACUGUGUUCAGUAUGUCAGUCUGUAUUUGCAGAGGAAGGUACUGUGUGUUCAGUAUGUGUUUGCAGAGGAAUGUGCUGUGUGUUCAGUCUGUCAGUCUGUGUUUGCAGAGGAAGGUACUGUGUGUUCAGUAUGUGUUUGCAGAGGAAUGUGCUGUGUGUUCAGUCUGUCAGUCUGUGUUUGCAGAGGAAGGUACUGUGUGUUCAGUAUGUCAGUCUGUGUUUGCAGAGGAAGGUACUGUGUUCAGUAUGUCAGUCUGUGUUUGCAGAGGAAGGUACUGUGUGUUCAGUAUGUCAGUCUGUGUUUGCAGAGGAAGGUACUGUGUGUUCAGUCUGUGUUUGCAGAGGAAGGUACUGUGUGUUCAGUCUGUGUUUGCAGAGGAAGGUACUGUGUGUUCAGUCUGUCAGUCUGUGUUUGCAGAGGAAGGUACUGUGUGUUCAGUCUGUGUUUGCAGAGGAAGGUACUGUGUGUUCAGUAUGUGUUUGCAGAGGAAGGUACUGUGUUCAGUAUGUCAGUCUGUGUUUGCAGAGGAAGGUACUGUGUGUUCAGUCUGUGUUUGCAGAGGAAGGUACUGUGUGUUCAGUCUGUGUUUGCAGAGGAAGGUACUGUGUUCAGUAUGUCAGUCUGUGUUUGCAGAGGAAGGUACUGUGUUCAGUAUGUCAGUCUGUGUUUGCAGUGGAAGGUACUGUGUUCAGUAUGUCAGUCUGUGAUUGCAGAGGAAGGUACUGUGUGUUCAGUAUGUCAGUCUGUGUUUGCAGAGGAAGGUGCUGUGUGUUCAGUAUGUCAGUCUGUGUUUGCAGAGGAAGGUACUGUGUGUUCAGUAUGUCAGUCUGUGUUUGCAGAGGAAUGUGCUGUGUGUUCAGUAUGUCAGUCUGUGUUUGCAGAGGAAGGUGCUGUGUGUUCAGUAUGUCAGUCUGUGUUUGCAGAGGAAGGUACUGUGUGUUCAGUCUGUGUUUGCAGAGGAAGGUACUGUGUGUUCAGUCUGUCAGUCUGUGUUUGCAGAGGAAGGUACUGUGUGUUCAGUAUGUGUUUGCAGAGGAAGGUACUGUGUGUUCAGUAUGUGUUUGCAGAGGAAGGUACUGUGUGUUCAGUCUGUGUUUGCAGAGGAAGGUACUGUGUGUUCAGUCUGUCAGUCUGUGUUUGCAGAGGAAGGUACUGUGUGUUCAGUCUGUGUUUGCAGAGGAAGGUACUGUGUGUUCAGUAUGUGUUUGCAGAGGAAGGUACUGUGUUCAGUAUGUCAGUCUGUGUUUGCAGAGGAAGGUACUGUGUGUUCAGUCUGUGUUUGCAGAGGAAGGUACUGUGUGUUCAGUCUGUGUUUGCAGAGGAAGGUACUGUGUUCAGUAUGUCAGUCUGUGUUUGCAGAGGAAGGUACUGUGUUCAGUAUGUCAGUCUGUGUUUGCAGUGGAAGGUACUGUGUUCAGUAUGUCAGUCUGUGAUUGCAGAGGAAGGUACUGUGUGUUCAGUAUGUCAGUCUGUGUUUGCAGAGGAAGGUACUGUGUGUUCAGUCUGUGUUUGCAGAGGAAGGUACUGUGUGUUCAGUAUGUCAGUCUGUGUUUGCAGAGGAAGGUACUGUGUGUUCAGUAUGUCAGUCUGUAUUUGCAGAGGAAGGUACUGUGUUCAGUAUGUCAGUCUGUAUUUGCAGAGGAAGGUUCUGUGUGUUCAGUAUGUCUCCAGUAAUCAGUCUGUGAUUGAUCCAACUCACUGAUGAUGUCAGUCGUUCAAGCCCUUCCAGGUCCAGAUCCAGUUUGGUUUAGAACAUCAGAUUUAGCGUGGGACUGGUUCUGGUUAAAUCAUAGGAUCCUAUUGGCUUGUUUUAUUUGGGAGUCCAUUCAUUGAUAAACCCAGAAUGACAGUAUUAAAUGCAGAUAGAAUGUCAACAAGGCUUGCGUGGGGUUAAAUGUGUGCUGUUGCUACAGUGUUAUAUUUCCCAUGUGGUAUAGGCACACACACAACAAUAUACUGGGAUGUAUCUAAAAUAGCCCCCUAUUCUCUAUGUAGUGCACUAUUCCAUAUGACCCUAGUCAACAGUAGAGGGCCAUUUCAGAUGCAGCCUGGAGAUUUUUUACCAUCCCAUAAUACUACUAGGUUACCGUGGUAACUGCUGGUUCUGGAAAUCCCCUUCUAUUGUGCUGUGAUUUCCUUCAUUUAACAAUGAGAGCUGAGUCUGUACUGAGUCGCGUAGUCACGCUACUGUACUGAGUCGCAUAGUCACACUACUGUACUGAGUCGCGUAGUCACACUACUGUACUGAGUCGCAUAGUCACACUACUGUACUGAGUCGCGUAGUCACACGCUACUGUACUGAGUCGCGUAGUCACACUACUGUACUGAGUCGCGUAGUCACACUACUGUACUGAGUCGCGUAGUCACACUACUGUACUGAGUCGCAUAGUCACACACUACUGUACUGAGUCGCGUAGUCACGCGCCACUGUACUGAGUCGCGUAGUCACGCGCCACUGUACUGAGUCGCGUAGUCACGCGCCACUGUACUGAGUCGCGUAGUCACGCGCCACUGUACUGAGUCGCGUAGUCACGCGCCACUGUACUGAGUCGCGUAGUCACGCGCCACUGUACUGAGUCGCGUAGUCACGCGCCACUGUACUGAGUCGCGUAGUCACGCGCCACUGUACUGAGUCGCGUAGUCACGCGCCACUGUACUGAGUCGCGUUGUCACGCGCCACUGUACUGAGUCGCGUAGUCACGCGCCACUGUACUGAGUCGCGUAGUCACGCGCCACUGUACUGAGUCGCGUUGUCACGCGCCACUGUACUGAGUCGCGUAGUCACUGUACUGAGUCGCGUAGCCACUGUACUGAGUCGCGUAGCCACUGUACUGAGUCGCGUAGCCACUGUACUGAGUCGCGUAGUCACUGUACUGGGUCGCGUAGUCACUGUACUGGGUCGCGUAGUCACUGUACUGAGUCGCGUAGUCACUGUACUGAGUCGCGUAGUCACUGUACUGGGUCGCGUAGUCACUGUACUGGGUCGCGUAGUCACUGUACUGGGUCGCGUAGUCACUGUACUGGGUCGCGUAGUCACUGUACUGGGUCGCGUAGUCACUGUACUGGGUCGCGUAGUCACACUACUGUACUGAGUCGCGUAGUCACACUACUGUACUGAGUCGCGUGGUCACACACUACUGUACUGAGUCGCGUGGUCACACACUACUGUACUGAGUCGCGUGGUCACACACUACUGUACUGAGUCGCGUAGUCACUGUACUGGGUCGCGUGGUCACACACUACUGUACUGAGUCGCGUAGUCACUGUACUGGGUCGCGUGGUCACACACUACUGUACUGAGUCGCGUAGUCACACUACUGUACUGAGUCGCGUGGUCACACUACUGUACUGAGUCGCGUAGUCACACUACUGUACUGAGUCGCGUAGUCACACUACUGUACUGAGUCGCGUAGUCACACUACUGUACUGAGUCGCGUGGUCACACACUACUGUACUGAGUCGCGUAGUCACACACUACUGUACUGAGUCGCGUAGUCACUGUACUGGGUCGCGUAGUCACACUACUGUACUGGGUCGCGUGGUCACACACUACUGUACUGAGUCGCGUAGUCACUGUACUGGGUCGCGUAGUCACACUACUGUACUGGGUCGCGUGGUCACACUACUGUACUGGGUCGCGUGGUCACACACUACUGUACUGAGUCGCGUGGUCACACUACUGUACUGAGUUGCGUGGUCACACUACUGUACUGGGUCGCGUGGUCACACACUACUGUACUGAGUCGCGUAGUCACUGUACUGGGUCGCGUAGUCACACUACUGUACUGAGUCGCGUGGUCACACUACUGUACUGAGUCGCGUGGUCACACACUACUGUACUGGGUCGCGUGGUCACACACUACUGUACUGGGUCGCGUGGUCACACACUACUGUACUGGGUCGCGUGGUCACACACUACUGUACUGAGUCGCGUAGUCACUGUACUGGGUCGCGUAGUCACACUACUGUACUGAGUCGCGUGGUCACACUACUGUACUGAGUCGCGUGGUCACACACUACUGUACUGGGUCGCGUGGUCACACACUACUGUACUGAGUCGCGUGGUCACACACUACUGUACUGAGUCGCGUGGUCACACACUACUGUACUGAGUCGCGUAGUCACUGUACUGGGUCGCGUAGUCACUGUACUGGGUCGCGUAGUCACUGUACUGGGUCGCGUAGUCACUGUACUAUGUCGCGUAGUCACUGUACUGGGUCGCGUAUUCACGCGCCACUGUACUGAGUCGCGUAUUCACGCGCCACUGUACUGAGUCGCGUAGUCACGCGCCACUGUACUGAGUCGCGUAGUCACGCGCCACUGUACUGAGUCGCGUAGUCACGCGCCACUGUACUGAGUCGCGUAGUCACGCGCCACUGUACUGAGUCGCGUAGUCACGCGCCACUGUACUGAGUCGCGUAGUCACGCGCCACUGUACUGAGUCGCGUAGUCACGCGCCACUGUACUGAGUCGCGUAGUCACGCGCCACUGUACUGAGUCGCGUAGUCACUGUACUGAGUCGCGUAGUCACUGUACUGGGUCGCGUAGUCACUGUACUGGGUCGCGUAGUCACUGUACUGGGUCGCGUAGUCACUGUACUGGGUCGCGUAGUCACUGUACUGGGUCGCGUAGUCACUGUACUGGGUCGCGUAGUCACUGUACUGGGUCGCGUAGUCACUGUACUGAGUCGCGUAGUCACUGUACUGAGUCGCGUAGUCACUGUACUGAGUCGCGUAGUCACUGUACUGGGUCGCGUAGUCACUGUACUGAGUCGCGUAGUCACUGUACUGAGUCGCGUAGUCACUGUACUGAGUCGCGUAGUCACUGUACUGGGUCGCGUAGUCACUGUACUGAGUCGCGUAGUCACACUACUGUACUGGGUCGCGUAGUCACACUACUGUACUGAGUCGCGUAGUCACACUACUGUACUGAGUCGCGUGGUCACACACUACUGUACUGAGUCGCGUGGUCACACACUACUGUACUGGGUCGCGUGGUCACACACUACUGUACUGGGUCGCGUGGUCACACACUACUGUACUGAGUCGCGUGGUCACACACUACUGUACUGAGUCGCGUGGUCACACACUACUGUACUGAGUCGCGUGGUCACACACUACUGUACUGGGUCGCGUGGUCACACACUACUGUACUGAGUCGCGUGGUCACACUACUGUACUGAGUCGCGUGGUCACACACUACUGUACUGAGUCGCGUGGUCACACACUACUGUACUGAGUCGCGUGGUCACACUACUGUACUGAGUCGCGUAGUCACACACUACUGUACUGAGUCGCGUGGUCACACACUACUGUACUGAGUCGCGCGGUCACACACUACUGUACUGAGUCGCGUGGUCACUGUACUGUACUGAGUCCUCUGGAUGUAUAGUCGGGGCAAAUCACAACUUUCACUUAAGUCAUAUUUUCACUUGCAUUGAUAUCAAUGGGAGACUGUGAACAUUCAUGGAAGUGAGGAUUCACUCCUUCAUUCGUACAACAUGUUUAGUAGGCAAAAACCGUUCUCAGGUUUUAUAAAUAAUUUCAGGUUCUUGAAUAUAAUUUCUAGUAAUGGGAGAGAUACUAUUAUAAUUGUAUUAAUAAGCAUGUUUUCCAUCCCCUUUCCAUUUUGGAAUUGUUAACAUUUUCAUUUCACAU